Radiomyces spectabilis is the source of this 955-nucleotide messenger RNA. Its product is annotated as translation initiation factor eIF 4e-like domain-containing protein. The transcript is spliced from 4 exons. Gene Ontology annotation, cellular component: eukaryotic translation initiation factor 4F complex. Gene Ontology annotation, molecular function: translation initiation factor activity; RNA 7-methylguanosine cap binding. The record is from RefSeq and is a predicted model, not a curated record. Gene Ontology annotation, biological process: translational initiation. The coding region runs from base 33 to 674 and encodes 213 amino acids. Lineage: Eukaryota; Fungi; Mucoromycota; Mucoromycetes; Mucorales; Radiomycetaceae.
AGCCGGUUCGCUUCCCGUGCAUUUACUUGACCAUGUCGCAUCAAGAAGAAACGCGUGUUGAGCAGCCAUCGAACGCCGCACAGGAGACUCAGGGUACUGGCCAGAACUCCAACUUGGACUUGAGCGUCAAGCACCGUCUUCAGCAUGAAUGGACCUUGUGGUUUGAUAAACCAGGCAAGAAAGCCGAUUCCGAAUCAUGGUCGCAGAAUCUGAAGGAAAUUGUUACUGUGGAUACCGUGGAAGAUUUCUGGGGUGUCUACAAUAACAUUACCAAAGUCAACAAGCUGGAAGCAGGCAGCAGCUGCAACUACCACUUCUUCAAAAAGGGCAUUCGUCCUGAAUGGGAGGAUCCUGCGAAUGCCAAGGGUGGCAAAUUUGGUAUCCAGUUCCCCAAGAACAAAACUGGUGAAGCUAUCAACACUUACUGGCUUUAUUUGUUGUUGGCAUUGAUCGGUGAACAAUUUGAUAACGCGGAUGAAAUUUGCGGUGCUGUUGUAUCGGUUAGAAAGAUGUUCUUUAGAAUUGCGUUAUGGAUCAAGGAUUCCGAACAGACAAAGGAGAUUGAACAUAUCAAGCAACAAUUGGAGCAGAUCCUCGCUAUCCCAGACAACGUCCAAAUCGAUUUUGUGAAACAUGGAGAACCUGCACCCAAGAGACCUUCCGUUUCUCAAUAGACAAAGUACAGCAAUCAAUUUAUACAUUUUUGGCCGCUUCAAAAGCACUUGCAUCUGACUCUAUUCCAUCAAUUUGGAGUUGAAUAGAGGGAACAGUAAUACUGCAGGGAAAGCUGUACCUGUUAUCAUGAUAGAAAAUCAAAUAAAAAUCCAUGUCAGAACACCUGGUAUUACCUGGAAUCCGUCUGGAAUCGAUCUACAAUUUCCUCAUUGCUUUGCCCUGACUGAUCACCAAUGAAUAGGAGGGGUGUCGAGAAAGAACACUAGCAUUGAUAGACACG